CCUUCGCACCGAUUUUGCGGCCGCCUCAUUUCCAACCUUCGCCCUGAAUUCUCACCCACCAUCACAAUCGCCUUCGCCUCCCCUCCCCCCACCCACUCACGGUGCCGCCCUCCAACGGCGGAAACGUGAGGACAUGAAGUAAAACGUGGAGGCCGAAAGCAAUGCACAGGUAAACGCUGAGAGCGAUAAAGUCAGUCGAGGUCAGCAGGGGGGCAUGCGAAGGAAGCGGGUGAAUGAAGGUGAGUGGGGAGCGAGGGGUGAGAAUUAAGAGGGAGGUGAGAACUGAGAGCGUAGGAGGGAAAAGAAGUCGUGGAGAUGGGACGUCGCGGCGGGGCGUGUGUAGAGAACGAAAUCUUGAGCCGCAGUCUCGGCGCAAACGAAAGGGCAGUGUCCAAGCGUACCAACCACCCCAUCACGCAUUCGCAUCUGUCCAGGUUUUCUCCACGCACUGACCACGCCUUUUGCCGCCGCGGAUACCGCCUCUCCUCCCAACGUCCCUUCCUCUUCCCUCCAAUCACCUCAUCUACUUUGCUCCAGCGUUGCGGCUCGUUCACCACCUCGCGCGCAUUACUCGUUCCCUACCUCGUGCUCAUUACUCACUCCCCACCGCACCCCACCGCACCCUCUGCCCUGCCCUCCCGACCGGCUUCUCACCCCUUCCACGCUCGCAUCAAAGACAUAGCCGAGCGCUUCCUUCCUCCUCCACUCCACGCUCGCCUACAACACCCCUCGGCCCUCUUCGACGUCUCGCUUCUCACUCCGUCCGUCCACUCCCGCGCCUCCCCACUUCCCCCUCUCUCCCUCUCCCACUCCUUUGCUUCCCACCCCUCCUUCCGCCAUCGUCUCGCCCCCUCUUCCCUUCCGCCGCCUUAUUGCUCCUUCGCCCUCGCCCUCGCCCUCGCCCCCACCCCCUCUCCCAACCGGCCGACGGCGUUCCACUGAUGCCAUGGUUCUCGUCGCGAAGGAUAUGGUCAGCAAACGGGGAGCGGGCGUCGGGAGGGGAGCGUGGGACGGAAGGGUGAGAGGGUGUGGAGGGGUGGUAGGGGGGAGAGUCGAGGCGCGCAGGAUCGAGCGCGCUCACACGCGGGAGGAUCGUACGCGCUCACGCGCCUGAGCGGAGCGACCCUCACUCCUCCUCGCCGCGCUUGUAUCUCCUCUCCCUCCCUCCUCCCUUCAAUGUGUUCUCAACUCGCCUUUCCUCCUCCCUGCCACCGUCGUCCCCCCUUCCUCCCCCUACCAUAUCGCC
Molecule: messenger RNA, 1246 nt
Organism: Schizophyllum commune H4-8
Lineage: Eukaryota; Fungi; Basidiomycota; Agaricomycetes; Agaricales; Schizophyllaceae
Exons: 2
Coding region: 316-942 (208 amino acids)
Source: RefSeq, a predicted model, not a curated record